This is a messenger RNA of Canis lupus familiaris (dog), 791 nucleotides long. It is a transcript of the gene TEX50, whose product is annotated as testis expressed 50. The transcript is spliced from 2 exons. The coding region runs from base 124 to 663 and encodes 179 amino acids. The record is from RefSeq and is a predicted model, not a curated record. Lineage: Eukaryota; Metazoa; Chordata; Mammalia; Carnivora; Canidae.
AAUGUAUAUUUGCUGACUAGGAUCUUAAAUGUUGAGUGGAGCACCAUAUUAACUGAUUCCCAGAGCAAUCCUGCUCUGUGACCAAUUUUUUGGCUAUCGAUUUUUUUUCCCCAAUUGCGAAGGAUGUCCAUUCAAGGACUAUCCCUGACAUUUUCUCUGUUGUUUAUCUGCUUCCUUAGGGAGAGCUUCUGCAUUUGUGAUGGAACAAUCUGGACAAAGGUCGGAUGGGAGAUUUUUCCAGAAGAAAUGCAUUAUCUGAAAGUUAAGCCUUCUCCAUCUCACUGUCUACCUUACCCUCUGGACAAACUAUGCUGUAAUUUUGCUAAUAUGGAUAUAUUUCAGGGUUCUUUACAUCUCCUUUAUAUUUUAGUACAAGCUCUCUUUUUAAUCUUGUCUGUUUUAUCUGUGCAUUACCUGUGGAUGAAAUGGAAAAAACAUCAAAAAAAGCUGAAAAAAACAGCCUCCACAGAUACAUUUGGUAAUGACCUGGAAAAUCAGUCCAUCUAUGACAUUGAUCAAAUACUCUGCCGGCUGGUGGCCACAACAUCAAUGAUGACCAAGUACCUGAAUCAGGUGUCCCAUCAUCCUCCAGCUAAGAAAGUCAAGCACCGAAAACUAAAGAGGAAGAAGUAUGAAGGAGGAGAAGGAGCCAGGGGAUACUAGACCUAUCCAUGUGCAAAUGUAGCUCAGUUCAAUAUGAAGAUUACACAAGAAAUCUGUUGAGACAACUCAUGUCAUGUCAACUCAUGUCAUGUGGAUAAAAAUGGUUCUUUGAGAGCCUUUGUAAUUUU